Quercus robur (English oak) is the source of this 792-nucleotide messenger RNA. RefSeq lists its product as uncharacterized. The record is from RefSeq and is a predicted model, not a curated record. The transcript has a single exon. NCBI's taxonomy places the organism in Eukaryota, Viridiplantae, Streptophyta, Magnoliopsida, Fagales, Fagaceae. The coding region runs from base 1 to 792 and encodes 263 amino acids.
AUGGCAUACUUGGAUCAGGAUCCGGGUACCCAGUACAACUAUUUCGCCAUACCUAGGGAACCUAGUACUACGUUACUGCGCUAUGUAUUUUGGGCAUUUGCUCCAUGCAUUGCUGCAUUUAGAUAUUGCAGGCCAGUAAUCAGUAUUGAUGAGACUCAUCUGUAUGGUAAAUAUCGAGGGGUGUUGAUGAUUGCAAUGACAACUAAUGCUAACCAAAAGGUUUUACCUCUCGCCUUUGCUGUUGUGGACAAGGAGUCAGGGCAUAGUUGGGGGUGGUUUUUAGAGUGUCUCAGGAGUUCGAUAGGGCAUGUGAUACCUAAUGAGUGCAUUUGCAUUAUUUCUGAUCGACAUAAAGGUAUCAAAUGCACCAUUGCAGAGUGGCCUAGAGGUGAUGAUGGAAGCAUAUGGGUAUUUCACCGAUAUUGUCUUCGACAUGUUGAUAGCAACUUCAACACACACUUUAAUGACCCGACUCUAAAGGCAUUGGCCUUGAAAGCUGGAUAUGCGACUCAUGAAGCUAAAUUUGAGUCCAUAAUGCAAACCAUUAAGGAUGUCGAGAUUAAUGCAAUGAGCGGUGUAGAACCUGAUGAUCCCAUUAUUGCCCGCCUGAUACCAUGCACAUAUCUAAUAAGUGAGGAUCUGGACAAAUGGACCCAGUCACAUGAUGGUGGAAGACGUUACGGGGCAAUGACAACCAAUAUCUCAGAGUGCUUUAAUAGGGUACUUAGAGGUACCCGCGGUUUGCCCAUUGCUGCAAUGGUUAAGUUCACUUGGUGCAAACUUGUUGCAUAG